Molecule: messenger RNA, 1041 nt
Organism: Ctenocephalides felis (cat flea)
Lineage: Eukaryota; Metazoa; Arthropoda; Insecta; Siphonaptera; Pulicidae
Product: terminal uridylyltransferase Tailor-like
Exons: 4
Coding region: 43-999 (318 amino acids)
Biological process (GO): mRNA 3'-end processing; mitochondrial mRNA polyadenylation
Molecular function (GO): poly(A) RNA polymerase activity
Source: RefSeq, a predicted model, not a curated record
UCAGUGUUCACAAGCUGCAAAGCCUACCCUUUUGGCUCUAGAAUGACUGGUUUAGGAUGUGAAAGUAGCGAUCUUGACAUUUUUUUUGACAGUGGUUCCAUGUAUAAUGGAUUACAAAACCAAAACAGUCAAUUUCAGAAUUCGUUAAUUGAUGUAUGUUGUGAGGUGUUAAAAAAAUGUGACGAGUGGGACUUUGUGUUCCCUGUUACAAAAGCUAGAACACCAAUUAUUAAAGCAUUUAAUACUGUAUAUAAAAUGGACUGUGAUAUAUCUUUUAGAAAUGGCUUAGGUGUUGAAAAUACUGUCAUAUUAAAGCGAAUAUUAAAUGAUCAACCUAUAGCAAAGCGCAUGAUAUUAAUUUUGAAACAUUGGUUAAAACUAAUUAAAGUUUCAAUGAAUGGGUAUGCUAUAGCAUAUCUUGUUAUAUUUUAUCUUCAGCUACAAAAGCUCAUUGUACCUGUAUGGCAUAUGACUACAGGAAGUAGUCAUGAAAAAAAAAUUAUUUGCGGUUGGGAGUGCCAAGUUGUAGACUAUGUGGCUUUUCCGAAAAGCACUGAAAAAUUAUCGAAUUUAUUGCGUGGUUUUUUCAAAUAUUAUGGAGAAUUCAAUUACUCACAGAAUGUGAUUUGUCCAUUAUUGGGUCAGAUAGUUAAUAAAGAAGAGUUUGAAGAUUACAUGUCACUUCCUCAGCAAUUUAAACCAUAUAUAGAUCAUUGUCAACGAAUUUCAAGGGCUACAUUAAAUGAUUUCGAUUCAAACGAUAUGGAUUCAAACGAUAUGAAUUCAAACGAUAUGGUGUUACUUGAUCAGUUAUAUUAUGGACCCCUAAAAACUGAUGCUUCAAUGUGUCUUCAGGAUCCUGUUGAUUUGUCUCAUAAUGUAACUAAAGGUAUUCGACCUACAGAUUUGGAAAAAUUUAAAAUUAUGUGCGAGUUUUCUUCAUCCAUUAUUGCCACUAAGAAUUCAAGUGAUCGUGCGGAUAAUUAUAUUGAUGAAUAAUGAGCUGCAUAAUAGUUUGAUUGUCGUUUCAAGCAUACAAGU